AUGACAGUGUUUUUGAGUUUUAGGGGUGAAGACACUCGUACGAAUUUCGUUGAUCAUCUUUAUCAGGCUCUUAACCAAAAAAGCAUUCAUACAUACAAGGACGACCAGAGAAUCAAAAAAGGGAAAAACAUCAAUGAUGAACUCAUCAGAUCCAUUGAGGACUCAAAACUCUACAUCAUUGUUUUCUCCAAAAACUAUGCCUCGUCAUCUUGGUGCUUGGAAGAACUUGUUAAGAUAAUGGAGUGCCAAAGGAAAAAUGAGCAUACCGCUUACCCCUUGUUCUAUGAUGUGGAACCUUCAGAAGUCCUCAAACAAAAGAGGGCAGUGGCAGAAGCCUUUGCAGAACAUGAAAACGAAGAAGCUGCUGGGAAAUGGAGAGAGGCUCUGAAAGAAGCAGCGACUGCUGAUGGGCAUGAAGCUACAUUCAUCAAACAAAUAGUUGAAGCGCUUUCACUAGAUUUAAGAUCCAUCGGAUUCAACAUUGAUGAAAAAUUAGUUGAAAUGGAGUCCCGAAUCAAGGAAGUUGCAUCAUCUUUAGGAGAGGGAUUUGAUGAUGUUCGGAUGAUUGGAAUCAAGGGGAUUGGAGGUGGUGGGAAGACAACUUUGGCCAGAGCUAUUUUUGAUCAAAUAGCUAUUCAAUUCGAAGGUAAAAGCUUCAUUGAGAAUGUCAGAGAAGUUUCAAAUGCUUCUUUGUUUGGUUUAAAGACAUUGCAAAAUCAAGUCCUUUCAGAUGUCUUAAAUGAUAAAGAUUUCAGCGUUAGUAGUGUUUAUGAUGGGAAACACAUGGUGAAGAGAAUGCUGCAUGAUAAAAAGCCGGGAAGUAGAAUUAUAAUCACAACAAGAGAUGAACAAGUGUUGGUAGCACACCGAGUGAAGUUCAUUCAUGAUGACAAUCUUUUAUCGGAUAAGGAAGCAAGUUUCCUCUUCAAUGGGUAUGCAUUUGGGAGAGAGAUUCCAAUUCAAGGGUAUGAAGAUCUAUCAAGACAAGUUGUACGUUAUGCAGCUGGUCUUCCCUUAACAAUCAAAGCUCUGGGUUCGUUUCUUUGUGGUAAAAAUGAGCCUGAAUGGAUAGAUGCUUUAGACAGACUAAAAACGAUUCCAUUAGCAGAAACUCUGAAAAAGUUAAAAUUAAGCUAUAUCGGUCUAGAGGAGGAUCACAAGGAAAUAUUCCUAGAUGUUGCAUGCAUGUUUAAAGGUUGGCAGAAAGACUUAGCAAUAGCAACUCUUGAAAUAUGUGGAUUUCAUGCUAGAACUGCUUUAAAAGUUCUUGAGCAAAAAUCUCUCAUAACUAACUAUGAUAAUUCUGAUUCUCAUAAGUGUCUGGGCAUGCACGACCAUAUUGAAGAAAUGGGCAAGAAUAUUGGUACUAAAGCAAUAAAAUGUAUACGGUUCUACACCAAUAAACUUAAUCCGUAUACUGUUGUAAAAGGUCUUGGAAAGAUGAAGGAACUUAGAUUUCUCUCUGUGGUUUUCGGUGGUCAUUUCUGUAAUACAGAAUCUGAUAUAGUCAGCCCAGAUUUUCCAAAUGCUUUAAGAUAUCUGGAAUUUAAUCAGUACCCUUUUAGGUCUUUAACCAAAACAUUGCUGGCAAAUAAUCUUGUUGAACUUAAGAUGGCUCACAGCAAAGUUGUACAACUUUGGGAAGGAGGAGAAAGAAAGGUUUUUAGGAAACUCAGAUUCCUUGACCUCAGUUGUUCGAUGCUUAGUAUCCUUGACCUCAGGCUUACUCCAAAUCUUGAGCCUUGA
Molecule: messenger RNA, 1746 nt
Organism: Lactuca saligna
Lineage: Eukaryota; Viridiplantae; Streptophyta; Magnoliopsida; Asterales; Asteraceae
Source: the annotation of a GenBank genome assembly